UAUAUGUGAUAAAGAUAUUAAUAAACGAUGCAUAUAAUUAAUUGGUAAAAUUGUUAACAUAAACAUAUAUAACAAAAAUUAUGUAAAUAAAAUGGUUGCAAACAUAGCAGCUGAUAUGACCGGAUCCAUAUACCAUGAGAGACAAGUGAAAGAGCUUUGCGCAUUACAUGCAUUAAAUAAUUUAUUUCAAGAAAGAGGAUUUAGUAAACAGGAAUUAGACCAAAUUUGUUAUAGCUUGAGUCCAGAUGUAUGGAUAAAUCCCCAUAAAUCACUGUUAGGACUUGGUAAUUAUGACAUUAAUGUUAUUAUGGCGGCACUACAACGAAGAGGACGCGAAGCAGUUUGGUUUGAUAAACGCAGAGAUCCAAAAUGUCUGUGUUUAGAUAAUAUUGAAGGUUUUAUAUUAAAUGUACCAACAGAAUAUAAAUUAGGAUUCGUAUUACUACCCUUGAAAAGACGACAUUGGAUUGCCCUGAAGAAAAUUCAUGGUGCCUUUUAUAAUCUUGACUCGAAACUUGAUUCUCCUCAGCUUAUUGGGAAAGAAAAUGAUUUACUUAUAUAUCUAAAGGACCAGAUAGACAGUAAGGAAAAGGAAUUAUUUCUUGUCGUAUCAAGGGAGAUAGAUAAUAAUCAAGGAUGGCUAAUAAAUACAUAUGCAAAUAAAGAAGGGAUUAAUACAGAUCAUGAUAGUAUCACGUACAUUGAAGAUGGCUAUAUGGAAAUGAAUUUGAAGAAAGAAGUGUCUGCAGAAAUGAAUGAAAAUGAAAAAUCAUUAGAUAACAAAAAUUCUAGGUAAUUAAAGACCUUUUAAUUUACUUAAUCUAUGUAUUCAAUGCUUCAGGCCAAAAUAAAUUAAAGGUUAAAGCGACAAUAGUCCAUUAAUAAACAAAGUUCUAUGUUCAAGGAAUUGAAAAGAGAAGCGAAAGUUUACAAAUUAUAAAUGUUACAUACAAAUUUUCUUGCACCAAAGAAAAGGAUGUAACUAUUUCAUUCUAUUUAAGUCAACACCAUUUGAUUGAGAUAUGUGAUUGUGUUCUUAAAUUCGUCAUAUUUUUAUAAAAACGAAGAAAAUUUUAGCAUGAUAAAAGAUAAAUAAUGGCGCAAUUAUGAAUGCAUAAUAUGUUGCCAAUUAUUAAUAUUUAUAUAGAUUUUUUAUAAAUCGUUAUUACGAUAAAUUAAUAUAUGUAUAUAUAUUGUUAUUUAUUUCACAAAUAUUUUAUCUACAAUAAUUUGCAGUUGUGAAAUCAGAAUUUCGUGUAUUAAUUCGUUAUUUAUUUACAACACUUGUAUUCUUUUAAUAUUGUCUCGUCAGUAUUAUUUAAUGCGCAUCCUUAAAUACUAUAUUAAAUUAAUAGAUUGUUCUAUCAAAGUAUGUACAUUGCUUUGUUUAAUUAAUAUUUGGUGAUUGAAGCGAGGUUAAUUUAUCACUCCAUAGAUAAAUAAACUACAGAAUAUAGAAUUAUAAUAUUGCUGCACUGUUAGACAAGUGUUAUACUCUAGUAUCUUUUUCUAAAAAAUUUCGUUCUUUCUUAGUAUUUGUUACUAGUCACGCUAGAUUAUUUAAUAAAACAAUGUGAAUAACUAUAAAAGACAAUCUUUUAUACUUUCAACAUGAACAUCGCAAUACAAAUAUGCAAGAAUGAAACAUUAAUCGGUAUACAAUCUAUGUACCCUUUUAUAUUUGCUGUAUAUUUCAACAACGUAUUUAAAGACUCAGUUGUACGAUUAUUAUUUUGUAACGAGAUACACCUCUUAUUCACUAUACUAUAUGUUCCAUUUUUCCGAAUAUCUAUAUUUAAUAAAUUUGUUGUUUAAAUAA
Bombus impatiens (common eastern bumble bee) is the source of this 1819-nucleotide messenger RNA. It is a transcript of the gene Josd, whose product is annotated as josephin-2. The coding region runs from base 92 to 796 and encodes 234 amino acids. Gene Ontology annotation, biological process: protein deubiquitination. The transcript is spliced from 4 exons. Gene Ontology annotation, molecular function: cysteine-type deubiquitinase activity. The record is from RefSeq and is a predicted model, not a curated record. NCBI's taxonomy places the organism in Eukaryota, Metazoa, Arthropoda, Insecta, Hymenoptera, Apidae.